GCAUAAUCUGAGAGACGGCGCCUGGAUCCCCGAGAGGCAGAUGCCGCCUUGGAAUUGCCAGACUGUGGGGUUAUCACGACUUGUCCCCAUGAUCCUGCUUCUGGGCCUAUGGCUUCUCUGUGGGGGAAAGGCGAGAGUUUGGGGAAGAGCUAUAGGAAUGAUGCAAGGUCUGGAACAGCUGCCUGACAGUGAGAGGCUGGCGGAGCUCAGUCUGGUUAGCUGAUGGGAGAGAAGGUUAAAAGGUUCGCUUGCUGCAAGCCAGGAAAUGUGUAGCUCUCCAGGCAGUCUCCCUGCCCCGCGGCUGUUUCUGGACAGACUGUCAGCUCGUCAAGGGGACACGGCCUUGCUGUCAUGUUUAGUCCCUGUGGACGCCCCCAUGACCCGCAUUGUCUUCUGCAAAGAUGGGAAGGAGAUUUCUGUCCAGCCCAAGGGAGGAAAUACACUCGUCUACGAUUCACCCUACACAGUGUCCAGGGAGAGCGCAGGGGCCUUUUCCUGUCGCUACCAGCUCAAGGAUGACAAUAACCAGGAGAACAAUUCUCUCCCGAGUGACCUCUGGUACCUACAUGUGGCCGGUGACGAUGGCUCUGGAGGGGGCACAUCACCCCAAGGAAAGCGAGCCAUUGUGGGACUCGCCCUCACGACCAGCUUGGCUCUGGCGCUGCUGGGCUGUUUUCUCAUGAGGACAGUUGUGUCGCGCUGCAGGACUCACAGGGAUCCUGGCCCAGACCGGAGCAGCCCAGACUCUGGAGAUCAGAUCCAGUACACCGUGGUCACCGGAGCCCGCGCUGACCAGCAGCCCAGACUGGACGGGGACGUGGCUGUGACGUACGCGGUGGUAGGAAAAGGCAGCUCUCGAGGGCGGGACACCAGGACGGCUCCGUAGCACUGGGAUUCCCAAUGCCCCACAAGCCUGCAUGAGCCCCACACGCACUGCCAGCCUAAGCAGAGCCCCAGGAAGGAGACGGUGAUGGAGCCUGUUUACCAGCCAGCAAGAAACAACGUUUGGGUCAAUCGAUGACACAGGGGAAGCUCAGACUCUUCUUGGGCAGUGGAAGCCGGGUGUGGCCAAGGACAGGUUUCGUGUCACACCUCGUUAUUCUAGUUACGGCAGAACCUUCCUGGCCGAAGUUCCCACCCCAGAGGCCUGCACAUCAAAUCCGCUCAGGGACUGUGCAUGCAGAGCGACAGGCAGUGACAAGUCAUUUGCACAGGCAGCUCCCUGAUGUGCACACCUGGUUGUGGGAAAUGCAAAUGAAGGGUCCCAAAUGAGUUCAACAUGUGGACCCAAAAGACUCCUGCAUUUACUGAAUGUCCAGGAAGUAGAUGUUGAACCAGAUCUCUCUGGUGCCAGCCUCACGGUAGGGGUGGGGCAGCGCGGGGAUGCGUGUGUGGGUGGAGCUGUGCCAGCAACACUCUGUGAUGCUGCUAUUGGAGGAGGAUGUUCCAGGGUCUGUGUUGAGCCUCUGAGCACAUGCAAGAUAAACAAGGCGGCAGAUUUUGGA
This is a messenger RNA of Mauremys reevesii (Reeves's turtle), 1505 nucleotides long. RefSeq lists its product as uncharacterized. Lineage: Eukaryota; Metazoa; Chordata; Testudines; Geoemydidae. The record is from RefSeq and is a predicted model, not a curated record. The coding region runs from base 266 to 886 and encodes 206 amino acids. The transcript is spliced from 11 exons.